This is a messenger RNA of Glossina fuscipes, 924 nucleotides long. Its product is annotated as protein immune deficiency-like. The transcript is spliced from 6 exons. NCBI's taxonomy places the organism in Eukaryota, Metazoa, Arthropoda, Insecta, Diptera, Glossinidae. The coding region runs from base 1 to 924 and encodes 307 amino acids. The record is from RefSeq and is a predicted model, not a curated record.
AUGAAGAUUCGCUACAUGCUAAAGAUCAAAGAGCAUGCUUCCUUCUGCACCUCCACUCAUCGCGUUUCAGCAGUAUGCGAUACUUUCAUAGGCCAAUGCACAGUAAUUUUUACUUCUUUAUGUCUUGUUUCUGUUGUAGACAUUUUGACCAAGGGAUCGGGCGUAGAAACUCCCACCAGCGAACCAGGGUUUUGUGCCACUGACAUGUGGGAUGAUUGGGAAGAGGAUAAUGGUGAUUAUUGCUCAUACGGCUAUCAACGUCGCCUUAGUGAUCCUAGCGCUAAUUUAAAUAAUUUUUCACGAUACGCUUGGCCCACAAAAAGCGGUGGUGAUGCGAUUGGUUCGGCGGUUGUCAAAGCACGCUCCGAAAACGAGGGCUUAGAUUCGCUAGCUAAUGAAGUCUCCGAAAUAGAAGCAGGCGAUUUGAGAGACGCCGCUCCGGUUGAAGAGAUUAAUCGCAAAGAUGACGAACAAUGCCUUGAUAAUAAUAAUGCAACAGAUUCGACCACCGAUCUAACACACUCAGACACACGAUUACUUGAAAUACAAAAUAAUUUGGAAUCCAGAAUUAAUAAUAUGAACGUACAAAAUUCUCAACAGCAUGUUGUAAUGGAAUUUUCAAAUGUUAACAAAUUACAUAUUGGUUCGGUUUACAAUGUACAUAAUGAAAAUAACGCCAAUAAUAAAAGAAAGAAUGUACCUGCAGAUCAUAUUUACGAUUGGAAUCGAAAAACUACCACUAUUGUAGCGAUGAUGCAGUCUCAAGAAGAACCCAGUCAUCGAAUAAUUGAUACGAUAGCAACACGUUUAGUAGAGGGAUGGAAGAUGGUUAUGCGAGAAUUGGGUUUUUCUGACGGGCAAAUUUCCCAAGCAAUUAUAGAUCAUCACAUUCAUGGCAAUAUAAAAGAGGUGUGUAUCAAAUAA